AUGCAUUCAUUGAACAAGCAAUUGAAGGAAAUUCGAAUUUCCACUGCCGAAUCGCCGAGCCAAGACAGAGUUUUGAAGAGUUGCGAAGUCACAGGCAAGCUGGCGCCGGCGACAAUUAAGAACGCAAGAACGGUCGAUGUGAUCACCAACUUCUGGUCGAUUCAAAUCGAGAAAAACACAAUCGUAUACAGAUAUGAUGUUGGAAUCGAGGUAUACGGAGUCAACAUCCGGUACGAAGGUUCGCAGAAACGCGAAAAACCAUUCACGGCGUCUUUAAUUGGACGCAAAACAGACGACUGUCUGGCUACAGAAAGACACAAAAUUUGUCAGGCAGUCUUAUGGAAGGCCCUCGACACACAUCGAGUCAUCAAAGAUGGCACUGCCCGAGUUUACGACUGCGCCAGCUCGCUCUACACGUCAAACAGAAUCGACGCAUUCGAUUCCGUGAAAACCAUGCAGAUGUCAGUGGCCGUCGGCGACCUUCCAAAAUCCAUCCAAAAUCUGAUUCGCCACUCAAAUCCGAGCGAGUUCAUGGUUACGAUCGUGCCGAACGCGAGCAUCCCUUAUUUUGAUAUUUCGGAUUUUUCCAACGAAAUUCCGAAAAAUGUGGCAGAAACGAGCAAGAUUGUGACCAACUUUCUGAAUCUUCUUACCAGCCAAUCGGCUCGCGACCGCGGACUAACGGUGUUCGGAAAUGGCUGCGUAUUCGACAUGUCAAGACCAGCGCGUGACAAACGGAAUGGGCAGGAAGAACGCGAUGGCGCGAAUAAAAGCAUCAUGUUCAUCGAAGGAUGUCCGAAUGCAAGGGUCCGGAAUGAUGGCGACACGACGCCGGCGCUCAUUCUCGAUGGUCUGAAAUUCGAACCAACUUACGACAAAAAGUCGUACACCUGCGUCGGGCUAACCAGAUUCCCAAUGUCCGAGGUCAAAUUCGAAUACGACGGAAAUCAAAUAACCCUUAUUGACUAUUUGGUCCGUGUUCUCAACGUAAGUGGUCCGUUCAAUGAAAAUCUGCCGGCGGGACGUGCAUUAAUUGACGGUGACAAGGUAAGCGAUUGGACAAUCUCUCGCCAAUCGGAAGACCGAAUUCAGAAACGCGAGGUGAUGUUCUUCGCACUCGAGACAAUUAGAUUGCUUCCAUAUCAACGCGUUCCCAACGAGAAGCAGCUUGAGAAACCGAAACCGAUUCCACCCGGAAUUCGUUACAGCCAAAUUCAAAAAUUGCUGCACGAUCUCAAUUUAGACGCUGGCGGUGCUAAUAAUAAAUAUUUGAAAAUGUUUGGUGUCACAAUUUCGGCAAAUCCCAAGAUAGUGACGGCCAUCCAACGAGAAGCUCCCAUCAUACGUCGCAAUGAACAAAAGUUUGUUCGUGGGGCUUCUUGUUCCACUAUCGUUGUGGCUCAUGAUAAUCAGAAAAGUGUUGCCAACGACUGCUUGAAUUCGCUCAGCGAUGGCUGCAAACGGACAGGCAUUUCGGUAGACAAGUGGAUCAUCGAGGAUAUAAGUGCUUACAAGUUGGGCACCGAUUAUUACGAGACCCUCACGCGCCUGAUCACCAAGUGCAGCAAAAAAUAUAAAAUUGGCUUGAUCAUAUUCAUCGAUGAUUUGGACAAUAAUUCGCACGACGGGCUGAAACUCGUCGAGAGGAAGUUUGUCAUUCCAUUCCAGCAGCUCACAACGGAGAUUGUGCUCGAGUUAACACAGAAACGUCUUACACUUCAAAACGUAAUCCGGAAAAUUAACAUGAAAUUGGGAGGACUGAACUACGAGAUCAUUCCAGAAAUUAGCGGGCGCGAUAAAUGGAUCUCAAAUGAGAAUAUGCUGAUCGUUUCCUACGAUGUUGCUCAUCCCGGACAAGUGAAUACGAAUGAAUGCGUGAUGGUUCCCAGCGUCGUAGGCUUCUCAUUCAAUGGAGCUUCUCAUAAGGAAGGGUUUGUUGGCGAUUUUCACUAUCAGUAUCCGAAGAAGGAGCAAGUCGAAUCGGGUAUUCUCAAGAGAAGAAUGAAGUGGAUUAUCGAGAAGUUUGUGGCCAACCGCAAAAGAUAUCCUCAGAUGAUUUUGAUAAUCCGCGACGGGGUGUCGGAAGGGCAGUAUCAAAUGGUAUUGGAUGACGAACUCAACGCGAUGAGAACCGCCUGUCAAGAGGUCGUCAAUCAGAAGAACCUCAAGAACUGGUCGCCCAAGUUCGCAGUCUUGAUUGCCACAAAACGAAAUUCAGCAAGAUUCUUCAAUCGGCUCGAUAGCAAGAUCUCAAAUGUCAAGCCGCUGACUGUAAUUGAUCGGGAUAUUACGAGAGCCAAUAUCAACGAAGCGUACAUCGUGUCGGCCAACGCGUUUCAAGGCACGGCAAACGCUGUCUGUUAUCAGUUGCUUCGCAAUGAGAUCGGCUUUAAGAAUAUGGACGAGGUAGAGGCACUUAUGUUGGCGUUGAGCUACCAUCAUCAAAUUUGCGAAACUCCCAUUUCACUGCCCGAACCGGUUUAUCAAGCGGACGAGUGGGCGAAACGAGGAAACGAAAUGUGGAAUGCAUACGGUCAGAUUCUGAACAUUCCGAAAGUUGAAAAUCAAAAAUGUGCGGACUUUGAAUUAAUGACAGAAAGACUCGCAUAUUGGCAUUCUCCAAUCGGAGCAUCGCGAAUCAAUGCUUAA
Molecule: messenger RNA, 2649 nt
Organism: Caenorhabditis bovis
Lineage: Eukaryota; Metazoa; Nematoda; Chromadorea; Rhabditida; Rhabditidae
Source: the annotation of a GenBank genome assembly